AUGUUUACACCCUUGCUACUGCCCCAACCCAAGCGACACACCCUUGCUGCUGCCCGCCCACACUCUUUACACCCCUGCUACUACCCCAACACACUCGCCACACCCUUGCUGCUGCUCGCCCACACUCUUUACCCUUGCUACUGCCCCAACACACUCGUCACACCCUUGCUGCUGCUCUCCCACACUCUUUACACCCCUGCUACUGCCCCGACAAACUCGUCACACCCUUGCUGCUGCUCGCCCACACUCUUUAUACCCCUGCUACUACCCCAACACACUCGUCACACCCUUGCUGCUGCUCGCCCACACUCUUUACACCCUUGCUACUGCCCCAACACACUCGACACACCCUUGCUGCUGCUCGCCCACACUCUUUACACCCCUGCUACUGCCCCAACACACUCGUCACACCCUUGCUGCUGCUCGCCCACACUCUUUACACCCCUGCUACUGCCCCAACACACUCGUCACACCCUUGCUGCUGCUCGCCCACACUCUUUACACCCUUGCUACUGCCCCAACACACUCACACACUCGUCACACCCUUGCUGCUGCUCACCCACACUCUUUACACCCCUGCUACUGCCCCAACACACUCGUCACACCCUUGCUGCUGCUCGCCCACACUCUUUAUACCCCUGCUACUGCCUAGACACACUCGUCACACCCUUGCUGCUGCUCGCCCACACUCUUUACACCCCUGCUACUGCCCCAACACACUCGUCACACCCUUGCUGCUGCUCACCCACACUCUUUACACCCCUGCUACUGCCCCAACACACUCGCCACACCCUUGCUGCUGCUCACCCACACUCUUUACACCCCUGCUACUGCCCCAACACACUCGUCACACCCUUGCUGCUGCUCGCCCACACUCUUUAUACCCCUGCUACUGCCCCAACACACUCGUCACACCCUUGCUGCUGCUCGCCCACACUCUUUAUACCCCUGCUACUGCCCCAACACACUCGUCACACCCUUGCUGCUGCUCACCCACACUCUUUACACCCCUGCUACUGCCCCAACACACUCGUCACACCCUUGCUGCUGCUCUCCCACACUCUUUACACCCCUGCUACUGCCCCAACACACUCGUCACACCCUUGCUGCUGCUCGCCCACACUCUUUACACCCCUGCUACUACCCCAACACACUCGUCACACCCUUGCUGCUGUUCGCCCACACUCUUUAUACCCCUGCUACUACCCCAACACACUCGUCACACCCUUGCUGCUGCUUUCCCACACUCUUUACACCCCUGCUACUGCCCCGACACACUCGUCACACCCUUGCUGCUGCUCGCCCACACUCUUUACACCCUUGCUACUGCCCCAACACACUCGCCACACCCUUGCUGCUGCUCGCCCACACUCUUUACACCCUUGCUACUGCCCCAACACACUCGUCACACCCUUGCUGCUGCUCGCCCACACUUACACCCCUGCUACUGCCCCGACAUACGCGCCACACCCAUCCUGCAGCUCGCCCACACUCUUUACACCCCUGCUACUGCCCCAACACACUCGUCACACCCUUGCUGCUGCUCGCCCACACUCUUUACAUCCGUGCUACUGCCCCAACACACUCGUCACACCCUUGCUGCUGCUCGCCCACACUCUUUACACCCCUGCUACUGCCCCAACACACUCGUCACACCCUUGCCGCUGCUCGCCCACACUCUUUAUACCCCUGCUACUGCCCCGACACACUCGCCACACCCUUGCCGCUCGCCCACACUCUUAUACCCCUUACUGCCCCAACACACCUGUCACACCCUUGCUGCUGCUCGCCCACACUUUAUACCCCUGCUACUGCCCCAACACACUUGAUACAGUGUUCGUCCUGGAGACCUUCCGGAGCCGUGGCUGA
This is a messenger RNA of Eriocheir sinensis (Chinese mitten crab), 1869 nucleotides long. RefSeq names its product helicase SRCAP-like. The coding region runs from base 1 to 1869 and encodes 622 amino acids. The transcript has 3 exons. The record is from RefSeq and is a predicted model, not a curated record. Lineage: Eukaryota; Metazoa; Arthropoda; Malacostraca; Decapoda; Varunidae.